Molecule: messenger RNA, 2159 nt
Organism: Dichomitus squalens LYAD-421 SS1
Lineage: Eukaryota; Fungi; Basidiomycota; Agaricomycetes; Polyporales; Polyporaceae
Product: RabGAP/TBC
Exons: 5
Coding region: 1-1761 (586 amino acids)
Source: RefSeq, a predicted model, not a curated record
AUGGGGAAACGGCACAGUACCUCGGACAAGCCGAGGCACUCCGUGGUUUCCACCACUGGUACCGUUCAGCUUGCCUACACCAACAGCAGACCAUCGUCCGUUGUCCGUCACUCCAUCGCCGAUGGCACGAGUGCAGCUUCGACCUCGAACGGUGGCAGUAAGCCUCUCCCCUUGCCCCUCGGAUCCCUAGACCCCAAACCCCUACCGCAAGCGCCGCCCUUGUCUCCAUUGAUCUCUCCUCCAUCAUCUCCUGGCACGCCAUCCUCUCCGCCGACACGACCAUUACACCUGUCAUUUUCGCCGUCUCCCACCCCUUCGCUGCGCGUCCCUGCAGGCGACCACCUUUCCCCUGUAUCCUCCCCACGAAGCUCGACGUCUGCGGUCAGCACGCCUGAAAGCAACCACUCGGCCGUGGUGCGCUCCGAGGGGGAGGAUGCCGACUCGUUCCACGUCCGGAGCACGUACGCGCAGCUUGACCAGUGCGGUGUCAAGGGCGACGGCUACGACGAGGGCGUAGAGCGGACGCGGGCGCGCGUCGGCGGCAGCCGCGCAAGCGAACUACGGGCGCAGCAGGCGCUCGGCGAUGGGCAGGAGAAGACGCGCGAACUUGCACCGCAAGAGGUCGAGUUGCUCCAGAGCCUUGACAGAUAUGGCUUCUUCAACACACCCUCCCACGACCGCCUUAUUGCCAUGCCUGCCGCGCCCUUCUCUAAGCCGCUCGCGCGCACAUCCGCGGCGGUGAUAACUGGUCCCGCAAGCCCGCCACUCCUCCCACACCAGCCAGAUAGUCCACCGCCCGUCAAGGAAGGUUCGCGCACAGCCAAGUGGGGCCGGAUGCUCGUCGCUGCUUCCCGGGACGAGGGCGGCAACAUCGACUUUUGGGGUAUCAAGCCGUCGAAGGAGCCCAAGUUCCGGGAGCGGGUGUACAAGGGUAUCCCCGACUGCUGGCGGAGCGCCGCCUGGGAGGUCCUCAUGUGCAGGUUCUCGCGCACGGGCAAGGUGGAGCUUCGGGAACUUAUGGCAGAGUACCGGGAAGCCCUCGACAAGCCCUCGACGUAUGACGUACAGAUCGACUUGGAUGUGCCACGGACGAUCAGCGGGCAUGUCCUCUUCCGGACAAGAUAUGGCCAAGGGCAACGGUCAUUGUUCCACGUCCUGCAUUCACUCUCGCUGAAGUGUGAAACAUGCGGUUAUUGUCAAGGCAUGGGCCCCCUCGCCGCGACCCUCCUCUGUUACUACGAGCCGGAACGCGCCUACGCGUCAUUAGUGCGGUUACACGACUCGUACAGCAUGCAUUCCGUAUUCAGUCCUGGCUUCCCUGGUCUCCUUGAGGCGAUCUACGUCCAAGAGCGGUUGACAGAGCAGAUGCUCCCAGCUGUGUACGGCGCUUUCAAGAAACACACAGUAUCGACAACGUCGUACGCAACCAAGUGGUACAUUACCCUGUUUGCAAACUCUGUGCCGUUCCAGAUGCAACUCCGGCUGUGGGAUGCUUUCCUGCUGGAGGGUCACGAUAUAUUCGUGGUCGUUGCGUUGGCUAUCAUCUGGGUCUACCGAGAUCACAUCACUUCGGAGUCGGCUAACUUCGAGACGGUAUUGUCUCUGCUUUCAUCCUUCUUUGUUCCCGAAGACGAGGAUGCUGUCCUGCAUUGGAUCGAGAAGGUCCUCGGCGACAAGAAGAUCCGUUCGGAUAUGGCGCGGUGGAGACAGGACUGGAAUCGACUGGUCGCGUCAGGCGAGCACCAUUCCGCAUUGCUAUAGCAUAGCCUUCGCAUGGACUCGAUGCUCGAUGGACACCUGUUCUUCUCACCUCGCAUGGGCCUCUGUUUCUGUUUGGCAUAGGGCUUGCAUCCGCCGGACAUGAGUGGAGCUAUAGAUCCUCUUUUGGGCCAGUUUUACCUGUGUCUAUAUUCUUCGUUCCUUGAUUCUAUCUCUGUUUGGAUCGGCUGGUUUCUGUCUCCAUCGUCGUCAUGAUCGUUUUCACUCGCUGCUCUCCGCAUGUCCUGGCUGAUGCAACAUAUUCCUAGUGUUAGAUGCUAAUCGUGAUACCAUGUCGCCUAGUAUACACCUACUUACCGUACCUCAUAGCAGUCGGCUCGACCUCACGAUGUAUCGAUUGAGGAUAACUCCAUAGGAAUACAAGGGCAGUAUAGAGACGU